This is a messenger RNA of Mycetomoellerius zeteki, 2748 nucleotides long. It is a transcript of the gene bbc, whose product is annotated as choline/ethanolaminephosphotransferase 1 bbc. Bases 14 to 1528 code for a protein of 504 amino acids. Gene Ontology annotation, molecular function: ethanolaminephosphotransferase activity; diacylglycerol cholinephosphotransferase activity. The transcript is spliced from 11 exons. Gene Ontology annotation, cellular component: Golgi apparatus; endoplasmic reticulum membrane. The record is from RefSeq and is a predicted model, not a curated record. Gene Ontology annotation, biological process: phosphatidylethanolamine biosynthetic process. NCBI's taxonomy places the organism in Eukaryota, Metazoa, Arthropoda, Insecta, Hymenoptera, Formicidae.
GGCCCAAAGAAGCAUGCAGUUCUACAAAGACAGGCUGCUGUCGUCCGGUCAGCUGAAACGGCUCAGCGAGCACAAGUACAGCUGCACGAGCAACAGCAUCCUCGAUGGCCUCCUGCAGCCAUGGUGGGACUGGCUGGUCAGCAAGGUGCCGCUUUGGCUCGCACCCAAUCUCAUCACCGUGCUCGGCCUGAUUGUCAACAUCGUCACCACCCUGAUCCUUGUCUAUUACAGUCCGGACGCGAGGACCGAGGCACCUCGGUGGGCAUGUUUUUUAUGUGCACUUGGUUUGUUUAUAUAUCAGAGUUUAGAUGCUAUCGACGGUAAACAAGCCAGGAGGACUGGCACGUCUACACCAUUGGGCGAGUUGUUUGAUCAUGGAUGUGAUUCGAUAUCAACAGUGUUUGUAGCUUUGUCAGCAUGUAUAGCUGUACAAUUAGGAUACUACCCAACGUGGAUGUUUUUCCAGUGUUUCUGUGCAAUGACACUUUUCUAUUGCGCUCAUUGGCAAACCUAUGUUUCAGGUUCCUUGAGAUUUGGUAAAGUGGAUGUAACAGAAGCACAGUUUACAAUCAUAACUAUUCAUCUGAUUUCUGCAAUCUUUGGUCCACAAAUCUGGAUGAUAGAGAUACCAUUCUUAGAUGGUUUUAUGUUUAAGUAUUUAUUAGGAGUUAUGACAGUGGUGUGUGCACUGGCAAAUUUAUAUUCCAUAUUUUCGGUGAUUUUCACCGGAGGAGUGGGCAAGAAUGGUUCCACUGUGGCUAUCCCCAUGCUCGGUGUAGGCACGUUCAAUAACUACGUAGCAUUGGCCUCUUAUGCAGGCUACGUUCACGUGUUCCUUGAAUUCUGUAAAGUCUUUGAAUCUGGUGGGAUUGGAAAAAACGGUUCCACAAUUGCAUUGCCAUACACUGGCACAGAGGUGAAGGUGUUUCCGUUAUGGGCUGCUGUGGGCAUCGCUAUUUUACUUGCACAGAGCAGCAUAUCCGUCAUUCUCGCCGGUGGUGUCGGAAAAAAUGGCUCCACCGUCGCAGGGACAUCCGUUUUAUCGCCAAUUAUACCAUUUAGUUUUGUGGUAGUACCGGCUUUUAUAAUAUAUAGAAAAAGCGCCGAACACGUCUACGAAAACCACCCAGCCCUGUAUAUACUUGCGUUUGGAAUGGUGGCGGCCAAAGUUACGAAUAGACUAGUGGUUGCUCAUAUGACUAAAAAUGAGAUGCAAUACUUGGACAGUUCAUUAAUUGGUCCAGCUAUGCUGUUCCUCAAUCAAUAUUUCAAUUUUUUCAUCAAAGAAUAUUACGUUCUUUGGCUGUGUUUCAUCUGGGUCACUCUGGAUCUCUUCCGGUACAGUGCUCAAGUAUGUCUUGAAAUUUGCGAUCACAUGAAGAUCAAGCUAUUCAGGAUACCAUGUAACCACUACACAGGCGCUAAUCAGAUCAACACCGCCGAGAAAAAUGUUCACAUGAUGGUGGAGGAAGAGCCGCUGUUAGACGAGGAAUACCAUCAUGGAUCCGACACGGCCGUCGACCUCUGAUAUAAUAUUAACUUUAAGCUAUUGGUUUCUCGAUCGGCCACACAUUUUGAAACAAUAACGUCAUACAAAUCUACGGAAAUAAUAAAGUUCGCGUCGAUCUCGUAGGAUGUUCGAUAUUGUUGGACAAUAUCCGCGAGACCGCGCGACGACGAUUGCACGAGGAAUGAAACUUGUGUGUCUCACCCUACAAAUGCAUGAUGUAUCUCGCAUACGCUCGCGUGUAGAAAAAAGAUUUGUCCUGCAUCUCCCUUUUAUACCGCAAUAUUUUGUACGUGCCGUUUCGAUACUAUAUAUACAAUUAUAUUGGAUUCUCGACGGAAACAGUACAAAGCGAGCAUUGGCGAUACGAUUGUACGAGCGAAGUCGCUUUCUUUCUUGUUAUAUGUGCGCUUAUCAGUGAAGCUACUUAAAUGGCAUUACUUAGAUGGAUAUAUAGGAGAACGAGAGAAGAUAUAGUCCUCAAUAUUACACGAAUCUAGCUCUUCGCGCAAUGUAUGCUAUUAGCGAAUUUGAAGAUACUAGUACGUAACUUUGUAUGUAGCAAAGUCAGAAUCAACGAAUUUUGUCUUGUUAGGAUCUCGUCAAAGAGAGUCCCGAGAAUCCCCGGCAAAGUCGAUAAAAUGUAUUCGGAAUGUAAAAAUGUUGAAGGUAGCAUUUUGUUUAUACAUAGAAGCGAUAUUUUGACUUGCUGAUUUUUGAAUCGUUUGAAUACGAUCGUUCGUGACGCAGAUUUCUUUCUUGCGUGCGAUAUCAGCAGAAAAGCUGUUGGCAUCAUUUAUACAGUAACAAUAAUGUAACGUAGGAAGGAGAAGCAACUUCGAAAGCUUGCAGAAAAUCGUUAAAUAUAUGUAUAAGUUAGAAAGACGAACGAACACUACAGUAUUACAAAUGUUGCUUGUAGUUUUUAAUUCUUUCGCGUGUCUGUAUUUUAAUGUGUCUAUUAUUUGCACGGAAUCUUUAUUUGCAAAGAUUAAAUCUAUCACACUAAUGUUGAUUCAUUUAAUUGUCACGCGCGAACAGAGAUUUAUUAUCUGUCAUCUUGGAUGAUGAUUUACUCUAUAUUUAAUCUAUCUAAUCUGUGGUGUUCGCACAGUAUAAGAUAAUGCUGGUUCUAAGACACUUUUAUCUCAACGAAAUCGCGUAAUUUAUUAAUUAUAAAGUUCGUAUGAUAUUUAAUAAAAUUUAUACAAGCGCGACGAGUUUCCUUCAAAUUUUCCCAA